This is a messenger RNA of Aspergillus tubingensis, 984 nucleotides long. RefSeq names its product NAD(P)-binding protein. The record is from RefSeq and is a predicted model, not a curated record. NCBI's taxonomy places the organism in Eukaryota, Fungi, Ascomycota, Eurotiomycetes, Eurotiales, Aspergillaceae. The transcript is spliced from 4 exons. Bases 1 to 984 code for a protein of 327 amino acids.
AUGCCAGUUUCCUCGCUACAUAUGCUGGAUUUCAGCUUUUCAAAUCCCUAUACACUAACUUUUGAUCCGUAUGGCCCAUUUGCUGUUCUAUAUCGUCUUUUGUUUUCAAGAUGCGGGUCAGUAUUAGAGAAAGACCUCUCGAAUUACGCCAACAAGAGAGUCCUAAUCACUGGCGGAACCAGUGGGUGUGGGUUGGAGUGCACAAAAGCAUUUGCUCGUGCCGGUGCCCAUGUAAUCGUGACAGCAAGAAAUAGUGAAAAGGGCGAAGUUCUGAGAGAAGAAAUCAUGAAAGAAACAGAGCCUCUUCAUAUUACACCCAAAGUGGACGUCUUGGAAUUGGAAAUGAGUUCCGAAGAUUCUAUCACGGCUUUCAAUACUCGCCUGCAAGAAUACCCAUCUCUAGACUUAGUGAUCCUGAACGCAGGCAUCUACCAAACCGACUUUGUCAGAUGCGAAAACACAGGUAGGGAACAGACACUACAGGUCAACUUUCUAAGUACCUGUGCUACAGCACUGCUCGCCAUGCCUCUGUUACUGCGACAACCAACGCAAGGUCGUUUAUUAAUCAUCUCAUCCGAGGCACAUGCCUGGGCAAAUCCUCAGCAAAAGUCAUUCACCGCCUUGAUGGAAAUGCUCAACCAGCCAGAUACAUAUCCCUGUUAUGCAAGAUACCACAUCACGUCCGCCACACCCGGAUUUUGCCGCAGCGGACUUUUCCGUUCGUUUAGUGGUAAGACUAUCGCAGAUUAUUUGGAGAGGCUAGUUUGCCGCACCCCUGAUCAGGGUGCAUGGCAGUAUCUCACGGCGAUCGAGGGCAUGGAUGUAGAGGUGCAUGGCUGCUUCUUCGCAGAUGGAAAAUUCAGGCCGCCAUCGACCGCGACAACAUUGGCUAAGGAAGAAGGGUUACAGGAUUCUAUGUGGGAUAAUGUUCUUAAAAUGUUGCCUGAAUGUGCACAACAUGCAGCACAUGAAUUAUCUAUCUGA